CUGUACCUCUGCAAAAGAUCAAUCUGCCUCCUGUCAGGGAGAAUCGGGGAUAAAAAAAAAAUCCUCAGUGGAGUGGAAGGCUACAGGUUAGUGAGACGGAGUGAAGAAGGAGAGAGAUUGAGACGAAAUGACAAUGACGGUAAGGGACCGAAGCCCUCGGGUGCGUACGUGUCACAGUUGUUUAUUCUUAUAAACGUCUUUAAACGCAUCACACGCCCUGAUGCCUACACACACACACACACACACACACACACACGUCUGUCUCUGCUCCGGUUCCUCCGGCUAGCGUGACCAGUGAGAGAGAAGAGAAGAGAAAAGAAAGAAAGAAAGGAGGGAGAGUGUGUUAAGACUCUUCUCCCCACACACACACAGAGUAUGAAACUUGCUGGCACUUCUCAGAAAUCUUGAUGUGGAUUGUGAGUCCAGCAGUGUGGGAGGAGAAGAGUGUGUGUGUGUGUGUGGAGGGGGAAGAUCUUGGUCCUAUGAUUUUGGAGCACCACGUUUCAUCAAGAGAGCAGAAUGCUGGCAAAGCUGCAGAAGGUGGCGUGGAUUUUGGUGGCUUUUCGGUUCUGUGGAGUCGUCAGGCUCACUUUCGGCAAGGAGAUGAAAUCUCCGAACGGUCGGCCCAAGCCCAUGUCGCCCUCCGACUUCCUGGACAAGUUGAUGGGAAAGACAUCAGGCUAUGACGCUCGAAUCAGACCCAAUUUUAAAGGGCCUCCUGUAAACGUCACAUGCAACAUCUUCAUCAACAGCUUUGGCUCUGUCACAGAAACAACUAUGGACUACCGCUUGAACGUCUUCCUCCGGCAGCAGUGGAAUGACCCUCGUCUGGCGUAUAAGGAGUACCCUGACGACUCGCUCGAUCUGGACCCUUCCAUGCUGGACUCCAUCUGGAAACCUGACCUGUUCUUUGCCAACGAGAAGGGCGCCAGCUUCCACGAGGUCACCACCGACAACAAGCUGCUGAGGAUCUUUCAGAACGGGAACGUCCUCUACAGCAUCCGGCUGACCCUGAUCCUGUCCUGCCCGAUGGACCUGAAGAACUUCCCCAUGGACAUCCAGACCUGCACCAUGCAGCUGGAGAGCUUCGGCUACACCAUGAAUGAUCUGAUUUUCCAGUGGUUGGAUAAAGGUCCUGUGCAGGUGGCUGAUGAUUUAACGAUGCCUCAAUUUGUUCUGAAAGAAGAGAAGGACCUGGGAUACUGCACCAAGCACUACAACACCGGUAAGUUCACUUGCAUCGAGGUGAAGUUCCACCUGCAGAGGCAGAUGGGAUAUUAUCUGAUCCAGAUGUACAUUCCCAGCCUGCUGACCGUCAUCCUGUCCUGGGUUUCCUUCUGGAUCAACAUGGACGCCGCUCCCGCCCGAGUCGGCCUGGGCAUCACCACCGUCCUCACCAUGACCACGCAGAGCUCCGGCUCCAGGGCCUCGCUGCCCAAGGUGUCCUAUGUGAAGGCGAUAGAUAUCUGGAUGGCCGUGUGUUUGCUUUUCGUCUUCGCCGCCUUGUUGGAAUACGCCGCUGUGAACUUCGUCUCCCGGCAACACAAAGAGUUCUUCAGACUCAGGAGGCGACUGCAGGAAGAACAGCGACAAAGAGCCGCUGCAGGACAGUUUGUUGGAGCCGAGGCGAAAAGCAAGAGCAAUGACAUUACAGGCAGCACAACAUCCUACAGGAACACAAAACACUGCAGUGCUUGUGCACGGGAGUUAGCUCAACACAAUCAGGAUUUCUUCUUGUCCAGUUUCGGUCUGGAUGUCCAGCUGUCUGGAGACGGUCCACUCUCUGAGACGGCAGCCAUGUUCGCCGCUCUGCCCCCGGGUCACUCGCUGUUCCAGAUCCGCCGGCGGUUUAUUGACCAUGCCAAGCGCAUUGACACCAUCUCCCGCGCCAUCUUCCCCCUCAGCUUCCUCAUCUUCAACGUCUUCUACUGGCUGACCUACAAAGUCCUGCGUAACGAGGAGCUGCACUCCGUCCUGUGAGAGGAGAGAACCCAAGGACAGCACACAACAACACACAACACAACUCACAACACAACAAACCACAACACAACACACAACACACCAAAAACACAACACACCACACAACACUACACACAACACAACAAACCACAACACAACACACCACACCACAAACAUAACACACCACACAACACUACACACAACACAACAAACCACAACACAACACACAACACACCACAAACAUAACCCACCACACCACACCACAAACAUAACACACACCACACAACAACACUACACACCACACCACAAACAUAACACACACCACACAACAACACUACACACCACACCACAAACAUAACACACACCACACAACAACACUACACACCACACCACAAACAUAACACACACAACACAAC
This is a messenger RNA of Hemibagrus wyckioides, 2375 nucleotides long. It is a transcript of the gene glra4b, whose product is annotated as glycine receptor, alpha 4b. Gene Ontology annotation, molecular function: transmitter-gated monoatomic ion channel activity; chloride channel activity; glycine binding. Bases 520 to 1980 code for a protein of 486 amino acids. Gene Ontology annotation, biological process: chemical synaptic transmission; nervous system process; signal transduction. The record is from RefSeq and is a predicted model, not a curated record. Lineage: Eukaryota; Metazoa; Chordata; Actinopteri; Siluriformes; Bagridae. Gene Ontology annotation, cellular component: synapse; plasma membrane; neuron projection. The transcript has 10 exons.